Messenger RNA from Syngnathoides biaculeatus (alligator pipefish), 1867 nucleotides. RefSeq names its product RAB3A, member RAS oncogene family, b (gene rab3ab). Gene Ontology annotation, molecular function: GTP binding; GTPase activity. The record is from RefSeq and is a predicted model, not a curated record. Gene Ontology annotation, cellular component: endosome; synaptic vesicle membrane; plasma membrane. Gene Ontology annotation, biological process: axonogenesis; regulation of exocytosis; maintenance of presynaptic active zone structure. NCBI's taxonomy places the organism in Eukaryota, Metazoa, Chordata, Actinopteri, Syngnathiformes, Syngnathidae. The transcript has 5 exons. Bases 195 to 854 code for a protein of 219 amino acids.
GAUCCGUUUACACAUGAUAAAAUUCGGCAUCUCUAUUGAUAUUUUGUUGAAAAAAAAUCACAUUCAGUCAUCACACAUAUCACAUUUUUAGGUCUACGUCCACGCAUUUAUUUUGAAAGUGCAAACGGAAUUUAAAUUGUGGUGGUGUCAGAUGCAAGACGCGGUGGACAGCAGCCGGACAGAUAUCUCCAAAGAUGGCAUCAGCCACAGCGACCUACGGACAAAAGGAGUCCUCAGACCAGAACUUUGACUAUAUGUUCAAGAUCCUAAUCAUCGGCAACAGCAGUGUGGGAAAAACCUCCUUCUUGUUCCGUUACGCCGAUGACUCCUUCACCCCCGCCUUUGUCAGUACGGUGGGCAUCGACUUCAAGGUGAAGACCAUCUACAGGAAUGAUAAGAGGAUCAAACUGCAGAUCUGGGACACAGCGGGUCAGGAGCGUUACCGCACCAUCACGACGGCUUACUACCGAGGUGCCAUGGGCUUCAUCCUCAUGUAUGAUAUCACUAACGAGGAAUCCUUCAAUGCUGUCCAAGAUUGGUCCACUCAAAUUAAGACUUACUCAUGGGACAAUGCCCAGGUGCUGCUGGUUGGAAAUAAAUGUGAUAUGGAUGAUGAGCGCAUGGUGAGUGGCGACAGAGGCCGGCAGCUGUCUGAACAUCUCGGUUUUGAGUUCUUCGAGGCCAGCGCCAAAGACAACAUCAACGUGAAGCAGACCUUUGAGCGUCUGGUCGACAUUAUAUGUGAAAAGAUGUCUGAGAGUCUGGAUGCUGGCGAUCCUGCCGUCACGGGGGCCAAGCAGGGGCCUCAGCUGACAGAGCAGCCUGCUCCACCACACCAGGACUGUGCAUGUUAAAAAUGCCCGUCUGCUUCCUUCUUGUCCUCCACGCUCCCAGCGGCUCCAGUGUCCAUCAAACUUUUCCACCAACUUUAUAGCUUCCUUCUUUUGACUGAGGACCGUUGGCUGAUGGUCUCGAGAACCAGCUUGUAAAAGUGUCUGAAAUUAUUCUCUGAGCAGACCAGUUCUUGAGGUGCACUUGUUUGCGACUCCAUCUAAUAGUUCAAAAAUCUUUUUAUUAUGUUCAAUCACACCACCAUAUUUCAGACUCUUUGCAACCUCAGGUUCGUCGGGAUUAUUUUAUUGUUUCUCUGCGUGUGUGUCUUUAAAUGGAUUCGACAGCAUCCAUCCACCCUCAGAGUGCCAUUGAAAUCCUUCUGAAGUUUACAAGUUCUUUUACAUUUGUUGGGAUCUAGCGGACAAGAACUCAACUGUGGAGUCAUGUGUGGUGUACUUGACAGGAGCCUCCUACCUAAAAUCCAUCUAUAUUCUCUUAGUUACACUGUUGGGUAUGAAUAUGUUUGUCUCGCCUUGUAUUUACAUAUUGUCCUGGAAGGUGUCAAGACCUGAGCUUUUUUUUUUUUUUUACAUUAAAAAAUAUAUAUAUAUUUAUUUUGCUACAUUAAGCACUGGAUGGAAGAACAAGAUUGAGGGGAAAAAAACAGUUGAGGAAAUUACAUUUUAUUUAUUUCAGAUGUAAAGAUGAUUAUUGUGCAAUACAUAUAUACAGGUGGGCAUUUCUCAAAAUAAACUUUAAAAGAUAUGAUGUUCUAUGAAGCUAUACUGUAUAUCUAUCAGGUCUAUGUUGUGAAGUUUGUGUGGAUGAUUUGUGUGUGAUGAACUCCUUAAGUCGGUGCCCCUGUUGAUUUGGUCUCAGGCAGCUUUGCUGAGAUUUUGCCAAAUCACGCGACAAAGCAGCCCUUGAAUUACCGAUAAAAGCUACACUUUCCAUCAUCCAGUUCAAAUACCACUUCUAUUCAAACAAUUUUAAUGAUUUAAUAUUCAGCGCCAUUGCAUUUAGCUAAUACUAU